CGCUGUCAUUAGAAAUUUAAACUUAACGCAAACCCAAGCCGUCUUGCCCGGUGAACAGUGAACGGACUCGCAAGGACGAAAGUACUUUUUUGUUGUUUCUUUCAGUGCAUGAGGGCAUGAAAAACAAAACACUUUGGUGACAGUAUUUGCGCUGGAUACAGCAAUUGGGUUUUUUGGUUUGUUUUUGGGUUUUUUUCCUGAAUUAGACCCACCGUGGCUGAGCCUACCUUCUGCAUUUCCACUUGGAGUGUCAGUAUUCCUGCUGCACACAUCUGGCUUUUGUUCUCUUUUCAGGCAGGAUUUUCAUUCUGGUGCUUUUUGGAUAUCAAAGUUGUCUGGAAAACAUUUUUUUUUGUUAUUAUUACUGUUACAGGAAGGCUGAUACCAUUCUUAGCAGUCGCAAAAAAAAUAAUCCUAUAUGUAUAAAGCUGUCUUCAAAUAUCUUUUGUUUGCUAUAAGUUCCUGCAUUGCCUGUAAAAGCAAGUCUGUUCCGAGAAGACUUUAUCAGCUGGGCGCAGCGCUGGGAUUUUCGUUUUCCUGUUAAGAAGCUCGGGCAGGCUGGUGUGCUGAGACACGGGGACUCCUCUGAGCACGGAUGUGAGAGGUCUGGGGCUGUGGUGAGCCCAGGGUUCAUGGUGGGCUCUGCUCCCCUGCUCCCAGCUCUUUGGACAAAAUGUACGAACGCCACAAGAGGCGAUACAGCCUGUGCGACAUUUCCAAGGUGGACAGGACUGUAGAUGUUGUGUUGUUAAAGAUCAACCGUGGGAGCUGGUGUCCGCUGGAGCCAUGUCCCGACCCCUCCGGGCUGGAGCGCAAGCGCACGCGGGACUCUCCAGAAUGUGAAAACUUCUUGGAGGAUGGGCUGAGCAGCGUCUGUGCCUCGUCACAGGGUGGUCUUAAAAGAGAGUCUGGGAGUGAGUCUGACCUCUUCCCCUUGCCUGGUGAUGGGAUGGAAGACCUUGUCUUUGGGAAGCCUGAAGAGGAGCAGUCUGCCUGCGAUGUCACCAGCUCCAGCUCCUCUGCAGACGACACCGUGUCCCUGGAAAGGAACUCAUCCCUGGGCAGCGACACGUCCCUCCCCUUCCCACCCAUGGGGAGCUUCACCCAGCCCAAGGACAGGCACAGCCUGGAUGGCAGCUGCACCAACAUGGUGUGCUCAGAGGGAGGAGAGAAGGAAGAGGAGCUGGACAGCAUCACGGACGUGCCCGCUCCUUCCUCCGUCCUGCGCAGCUCCAUGCGGCCGCUGUCUCCUUUCCGCCGCCACAGCUGGGGGCCGGGCAAGAACGCCACCAACGAGGCAGAAAUCAAUCAGAGGAGUUCAAUGCGAAUUCUGGGGGAUGGUAUAAAGAAGCCUCCCAUUCAUAGGAGAAGUUUGAGCUGGUGUCCCUCAGGCGUACAGUACAUUGCCAUGGGUCCUGACUUUACUUGUAGAAGGUAUGGUAUGAAUAAACGUGCAGCAGCACAGGAGCUCUGCAAGCACCCUGUCAUCAGCUUCUCGUGCAUCGCCUCCUCCACUGCUGCUCUGGCUGAAGCGUGCACGUGUUUGUUUGCUUGGUCUGCUUUUUCAGCAACUACUCUUGGGAGAGGAUCCUCAGAGCUGGGCUGCAGGUGGAGGUGGUGGCUGCUUUCCAGUGGCCUCUGGCAUUACAGCCUAGAAGGCCUUGCUGGAGACUCUGGUGAGAACAAGAAGCCCUCUACAAACCUGGAGGCUUCUUCUCUGAGCUCCAAAGACCUCAGGAGGAGUCCACUUGCCAGCAAUCAGUCCCUGGUCCUGCUCACUGAGGAGCUCGAGCAAGGAGAAAUCAGAGACUACAACCACCAGGUGCAUCAGACAUCACAGCCACAAGGAUUUAACUUCUGUUCUUCUGCUGUUUCAUCUCCACUGACCAAAUCCGUGUCUCUAAUGUCAAUUAGCAAACCAGUGCUCGACACCCAGGGCCGGACUCGACCAUCGAGACGAAUCUCCUUCUCCUUCAGCAUCUCUCCACUCAUUCCUAAGUCUAAAACUCUCUUUUCUAUUGGCUCUUCUUCCAGUGAUGAGGAGGAGGAGUUGGAGAGUAAAAACAAGCCAGAAGGUGCGCAGUCGUUUGGCAGCUCCGUGGGCUCCUCAGUGCAGAGCAUAUCUGAAGAGAGCAGCAGUGUCUCCGCUGGUAAAGGUGUAACAAAAGUCAGCCGCACCUUCAGCUACCUCAGGAAUAAAAUGUCCAGCAGCAAGAAGAGCAAAGAAAAAGAGAAAGAUAAAGAGAAGACUAAAGAGAAGGACAAAGAUUCCAAGGAGAAGGAAAAAGAUAAGAAGCUGUUAAAUGGACAUCUCUUCACUGCAACCUCCGUUGUAGCCCAAGCAACCUGUUACCACUGUAUGAAGCCUUUCAAUAAGGAUUCGUACUACUGUGCAAACUGUAAUGCAAUUGUUCACAAAGGCUGUAAGGAGAAUUUUGCUUCUUGUGCAAAGGUCAAAAUGAAGCCACAGAGAGGGAUGCUGCAGGCACAUGAUACCUCUUCGUUACCCACAGUAACCAUGAGAAACAAAAGCUCGCAGCCGAAGGAGCGCCCGCGCUCCGCCAUCCUCACUCCCGACGAGAGCACCGUCACCUCCACCUUCAACAACAGGAGAUCACAGCAGCCCACUGCACUCUCCAAAAGUGUCUCCAUACAGAACAUUGCAGGAGUUGGGAACGAUGACAGCUUAAUACACACUUGGAAAUUCCUGUCGCAGUCAACAGACUCUUUACAUAAAAUCAGCCGGGUUAAUGAAUCCAUGGAGUCACUGGUUGAUGAAGGUGCAGACAUGAAUGAAGGACAGCUCAUGGGAGACCUGGAAUUAGAUUCCAAGCAGCUGGAGGCAGAGUCCUGGAGCCAAGUAGUGGACAGCAAGUUCCUACAGCAGCAGUACAAAGAUGUUGUCAAACGGCAAGAUGUGAUUUACGAGCUAAUGCAGACGGAAAUGCACCACGUCCGUACGCUGAAGAUCAUGAACGAUGUGUACAGUGCAGCCAUGUUAAAGGAGCUGCAGUUCGAUCAGCAAGCCGUGGACAAGCUCUUUCCCUGUCUGGAAAACUUGCUGCACAUCCACAGUCAGUUUUUCCAGCGGAUUCUGGAAAGGAAGAAGGAGUCACUGGCAGACAAAAGUGAAAAGAACUUUGUUAUCAGGAGGAUAGGUGACAUCCUAGUGAAUCAAUUCUCCGGGGAGAACGCUGAGCGAAUGAAGAAAACGUACGGCAAAUUCUGCGGGCAUCACAAUGAGGCUGUCAAUUACUUCAAAGAGCUUUACUCAAAGGACAAGCGCUUUCAGGCAUUUGUCAAGAAAAAAAUGAGCAGCUCCCUGGUGAGGCGUCUUGGGAUUCCGGAAUGUAUCUUGUUGGUAACACAGAGAAUCACAAAGUACCCAGUCCUUUUACAAAGGAUACUGCAAUACACCAAAGAAAAUGAAGUGGAACAUGAAGACUUGACUCAGUCAUUAAACCUUGUUAAAGAUGUGAUUGCUGCAGUCAAUAGCAAAGUCAGCAAGUAUGAAAAGAAAAUGCGUCUUGAGGAGAUUUACAACCGGACGGACAACAAGUCCAUCAUGAGGAUGAAGAGUGGCCAGAUGUUUGCAAGAGAGGACUUGAUGCAUCGGAAGCUCAUCCGAGAUGGGCCUGUUUCACUAAAGAACUCAGCUGGCCGGUUAAAAGAAGUCCAGGCUGUUCUCCUCUCUGACAUGCUCGUGUUCCUUCAGGAGAAGGACCAGAAGUAUGUCUUUGCUUCACUGGACCAGAAAUCCACUGUGAUCUCUCUGAAGAAGUUGAUCGUACGAGAAGUGGCUCAUGAAGAGAAGGGUUUGUUCCUGAUCAGCAUGGGUGGAAAGGAUCCUGAGAUGGUGGAAGUCCAUGCCAGCUCCAAAGAAGAGCGCAAUGGCUGGAUACAGAUCAUUCAGGACACAAUGCACACCAUGGAUAGAGAUGAAGAUGAAGGAGUCCCUUGUGAGUCUGAGUUUGAAAAGAAAUUGUCCGAUGCAAAAGUGAGAGGACUGAAAGAACAACUUCAGCAGAAGGAUAAACAGAUCCUGCUCUUGCUGGAGGAGAAGACGAAGAUCUUUCAGGACAUGGCAGACAGUUCUGUGCAGGAGGAGGUGCCAGACUCCAGGCUGCUCUUCAGAGCCAGCACAGAAGAGGCUCCAAAAGGAGAGACAAUCAUGAAAACGGCAAUAGAUGAAGUUGAACUGCUGCAAGACCUGGUGAGCAGAAGCCUGGGCACUGCCCUAGGACAGCAAGUCAGCAGCACUGCCAUGGAUCAGGAGGGAGGAGUUGGCCCUAUCUCACUCCCUAGAAGGGCAGAAACUUUUGGAGGAUUUGACAGUCAUCAGAUGAACGCCUCCAAGGGUGGAGCGAAAGAUGAAGGCGAUGAUGCUCAGGACCUUCGGAGAACAGAGUCAGACAGCAUUUUAAAGAAGGGUGGAAAUGCUAAUUUGAUGUUCAUGCUGAAAAGGAAUAACGAGCAGGUCCUCCAAACCAUUACCAGCCUCCAUAAGCUGCUCAGUGCUUUGCAGGGCGUGGUGCUGCAGCAGGACACCUACAUCGAGGACCAGAAGCUGGCUCUGAGCGAGAGGGCUCUGAGCAGGAGCUUCUCCCGGCCCACCUCGCUGCUGGAGCAGGAGAAGCAGCGCAGCCUGGAGAAGCAGCGCCAGGAGCUGGCCAACCUGAAGAAGCAGCAGACGCAGCACCAGGAGGAGCGGCGGAGGAGGGAGAAGGAGUGGGAGGUGCGGGAGAAGGAGCUGGCAGAGCGCGAGGCCGAGCUGGCGCAGCGCGAGGAGCAGGUGCAGAGGCAGCGGCAGGAGCUGGAGCGCGAGCGCGAGGAGCUGCAGGUGAGGAAGGCGGCCUACCAGCUCGACCUGGAGAGGCUCCGCACGGCGCAGAAGCAGCUGGAGAGGGAGAAGGUGCAGCUGAAGCAGGACGUGGAGAGAUUUGCUCAGAUGCGGCAGGAGCCUGACCACAACCAGGUUUCAAAUCUACAUGAGAAACUUGCAAGAGUCUCCUCCCAGUCCAGCAUUGAUGAAUCCUCCAUGCAGAAGAACCCUUCCCUUCCUAAACAAGGGCACUUUGAUGCAGAACUUUCUGUCUCCCCCAAAAGGAACAGUCUUUCAAGGACACACAAAGAGAAAAGCACUUUCCAUUUGCUUAGCACAACAAACCAGACUAACAAGGCAGCUGAGGAACAGACCCAGAUGCCUACUCGCCUCUUCAGUUUAGCCAAACCAAAGGAGAAGAAGGAAAAGAAGAAAAAGGGCAGGGGACAUCGCUCCCAACAGUCUGAUUCUCACUCAUCAGAAGCACCUCCAGAGGGUGAGGAGAUCUUCUGCUGAACAUGGACUAUUCCAGUGGUCACUCGUGGCAUUGGCACCAUGGACAUCUCCCUGCCUGUGACACAGCACGCGGCUGGUGCCUGCGCUGGACAAGCAUCUGGAGGUUUUAAAUAAAAAAACUUCUGAAGUCUGCUAAG
This is a messenger RNA of Lonchura striata (white-rumped munia), 5475 nucleotides long. The record is from RefSeq and is a predicted model, not a curated record. Lineage: Eukaryota; Metazoa; Chordata; Aves; Passeriformes; Estrildidae.